Cicer arietinum (chickpea) is the source of this 3010-nucleotide messenger RNA. Its product is annotated as pentatricopeptide repeat-containing protein At2g03880, mitochondrial. The record is from RefSeq and is a predicted model, not a curated record. NCBI's taxonomy places the organism in Eukaryota, Viridiplantae, Streptophyta, Magnoliopsida, Fabales, Fabaceae. Gene Ontology annotation, biological process: RNA modification. Gene Ontology annotation, molecular function: RNA binding; protein binding; zinc ion binding.
UUUUGUUCCUUGAAAAAUAAUAAUUAUAACACAUUGGUUCUGGUUGCAAUUUGCAAGAAUUAAAGAUAAAAACACCAUCAUGAGAAAAGCCAAGUUACGAAACUAACGAACGAGCCGAACAGAUGAAAGGUGUUUCAAAGCGCUUAAUGUUGUUUCGAACAACUUGGUCGCGUAGUUGUUCACGUGUUGCAUUCCCACACAACGUGGCCCCUGAAACUAGUUCACUACUCAAUCACUGCUACAACAAAGACCUCCCCAGAGCCAUGCAAACCUUGGAUGCCAUGGAAAGACACGGAGUCUGUGCUGAUGCAAUAACAUAUUCUGAGCUCAUCAAGUGUUGCUUGGCUCAUAGGGCUGUUAGAGAAGGAAAACGCGUUCAUCACCAUAUAUUCUCAAAUGGGUAUCAACCAAAAGCGUUCUUGAUCAACACUCUUCUCAAUAUGUAUGUGAAAUUCAACCUUUUGGAAGAAGCACAGAUACUGUUUGAUAAAAUGCCUGAACGGAAUGUUGUUUCCUGGACAACUAUGAUAUCUGCUUUUUCUUGUGCUAAACUUAAUGAUCGAGCUAUGAAGCUUUUGAUUUUUAUGAUUAGGGAUGGUGCCAUGCCUAAUAGUUAUACCUUCUCAUCUGUUUUGAGAGCAUGUGAGAGGUUAUGUGAUCUCAAACAGCUGCAUUCUAGUAUAGUGAAAGCAGGGUUGGAGUCUGAUGUUUUUGUUAGGAGUGCUCUUAUUGAUGCUUACUCGAAGUUGGGUGAGUUGUUAGAAGCUCUAGGUGUUUUUCGUGAGAUGGUGACCGGAGACUCUGUUGUUUGGAACUCCAUUAUUGCUGCUUUUGCUCAGCACAGUGAUGGGGAUGAAGCUUUAAACCUAUACAAGAGUAUGAGGAGAGCAGGGUUUCCGGCUGAUCAGUCGACACUCACAAGUGUUUUGAGAGCGUGUACUGGUUUGUCAUUGUUGGAGUUAGGGAGGCAGGCACAUGCACAUGUGUUGAAGUUUGAUCAAGAUCUUAUUCUUAGCAAUGCACUUUUAGAUAUGUAUUGUAAGUGUGGUAGUUUGGAAGAUGCAAAAUUCAUUUUCAAUCGGAUGGCUGAUAAGGAUGUAAUCUCUUGGAGCACCAUGAUUGCUGGGUUGGCCCAGAAUGGUUUCAGCAUGGAGGCCCUCAAUUUAUUUGAUUCCAUGAAAGUCUCGGGUCCAAGACCAAACUAUAUUACAAUUCUUGGGGUUCUGUUUGCGUGUAGUCAUGCAGGGUUAGUAAAUGAAGGUUGGCACUAUUUUCGAUCUAUGAAGAACCUUUACGGGAUAGAUCCUGGUAGAGAACACUAUGGCUGCAUGCUUGAUCUUCUUGGAAGAGCAGGGAAGCUUGAUGAAAUGGUUAAGUUGAUUCAUGAAAUGAACUGCGAGCCAGAUGUCGUGACGUGGAGGACUUUGCUUGAUGCAUGCAGAGCCCAUAGGAAUGUGGAUUUAGCCACAUACGCUGCUAAAGAGAUUCUAAAGUUGGAUCAACAAGAUACAGGAGCCUAUGUAUUGUUAUCUAAUAUUUAUGCAAAUUCGAAAAGGUGGGAUGAUGUUGCAGAAGUUCGGAGGACUAUGAAAGCAAGGGGGAUAAGGAAAGAACCUGGAUGUAGUUGGAUUGAAGUCAAUAAGCAAAUACAUGCUUUUAUUGUGGGAGAUCAAUCUCAUCCUCAAAUAGACGAGAUCAAUAGAAAGUUAAGCCAAUAUAUUCGAAGACUAACUGAUGCUGGUUAUGUUCCUGACACAAAUUUUGUGCUACAAGAUCUUGAAGAGGAACAGAGUGAAUACUCCCUUCGACACCAUAGUGAAAAGCUUGCAAUUGUUUUUGGUAUUAUAAGCUUUCCAAGGGAGAAAACUAUUAGAAUAUGGAAGAACCUAAAGAUCUGCGGAGAUUGUCAUAUAUUUGCAAAACUUAUAGCAAAGCUAGAGCAGCGGCACAUUGUAAUUAGAGACCCUAUUCGAUAUCAUCAUUUUCAAGAUGGGGUCUGCUCAUGUGGUGACUAUUGGUAACAGAUAAGAUGCACAAGACAGAAUCUAUACUACCAUUAGAGUCAAAACAGCAUAGAUGAAUCCACAAUCAGCUGAUAAAUAUAGCAGAAAGCUUGCAGCAGUGGCAUUUCUAAUAGUUACGAUUUGAAGUCCAAAUGUCCACAUUAUUUCAUUAUUUAAGUCUUUUUUGGGAAGGCAGAAGCUUUCUAAGAUGAUUCAGAGGUGAGAUUUGGAGAUCUCUUGGUAUGAUGAAGGUUUAUUUGGCGAUGCUAUGUGUAUUUUGGCUAGGGGAGGUUUAGCAUGUGCUUGGAAAGCACUACAGUGUCGUUGUGUGUUGCGAUUGAAACUUGGAGCUUCAGUUAACUGUGCAUUGGAAUUGGAAGUCUUCGUACUGCAGUUCCAAAUACACAAUUUGAUGGUGGUUACAGCACUUAGAAUGCAGGGGCAAUGAUUGUCAUCAAGAGUAAAGGAAAACGAUGGGUGCUCAUAGUCCAGAUGGGAACUAUGCCGAUUUUUUACCACUACUGAAUCAUCGAUGGGUUGGUAAUAUUUUUGAAAAUUAGUCUAUGAUAAACGAGAUGAUCCAUGUUCUGAUAUCUUAUCCGAAGAAUGAUAAUCCUGAAUAUAAUUUGUAGUUCUGUCAAUAAGCAUAAUGUUGUAUACAGUUUGAAUAAACAAUUCAUUGCCACAAGUUUGAAAGGUAUGAUGGCGACUCUACGGAGGUGAUCAUAAACCAAACUGUGAUAUAGCCACUACCGUUUAUAUGCAUUUGCACUUAGGGUGGGAAUAGUCAGGGUGAAGCCAGUUUGGUCUGUUCAAAUAAUUCAAGGUUUAGUAUGUUGUUAUUUGUUAUAGAUUUUUUAAGCAUGACUUUUUUUAAGAUGGUUAUGAGUAGCUAGUCUACUUCAAGACCUUUGUUGUAUUAACCAUUAUUUUGUAAAUUGGAUCGAACAGCCAAUUCAACUGAUUGAAUCAGAAACUAGUCACUUUAUCGGUUGGUUUGAUUCUUA